UAAAAAUCGCUCUGAAACGGAAAAAUGAUGAAAAUAGUGAUACAGUGAGAUAAUCCCAGGGGAAUACUAAACCCAUAUCGGCGGGAAAAGAGUGAACUUGAGGCAAGGCCAGACUUAAAUCAUAGAAUUCGCCACUGAAAUGCGGGCCAACAAGUGGCGCGUGGGCGUCUGAAGUGGCAGUUAUGGCCAUAAACGCAAAUAUGUACGUUCGCGUAAGCAGGUAUUGACUGUGAGUGUCGCUCAAUAAACAUGCUGGCAGUAAAAUAGCAGCCGCAGCAGUCGCACAGUCGCAGCUGCCGAAUAGAUGUGCAAUAUUCAAGAGCUCCAGCUCCGGAUCCGUAGGUUGGACGCCGCUGGCCGGUGAUGUAAGCUCCGGUUCUGGCUUGUCAGUUUACCGACUACCUACCGCUUACCGACCACCGCUCACCGUCGUCUAACCGCCGUCUGUAGAAUGUAAAGCUUCUGCAGGUCGCGAAAAACUCGCCCACCCACUGCCACUGGCGGCAAAAGCGUCAUCGCUGCACAGUGAUCUCUGCGAAGUUCGAUCUUCGAUCUUGCACGCAAUGCGCAACAGUCGCAAAUCGAUCGACGGGGAAUGCCAUUCUUUCCAGCUGAAAGCGGCCAGGAUCAGCAUGCAGGAACUGACGAGAGUCUGCGACCUGAACGGCAAUACUGGCAAGGCGGAGCUAAUGCCAGUUGCUCCAGCCACCAACAAUCUGGACCAGCUGCUGCCCAACAUAAAGCUGGAGCAUGAUCCCGACCUGGAGUGCUGGCUGCCCACGCCGGAGCAUCCGCAACUCCGGCUGGACCUGAACAGUACUCGUCUGCUGCUGCAGGGCUCGGACGAUCCGCUGAUCUCGCAUGGCUCCACCAACGACGGCCACGACGAGGACCAUCCCUUCAAGACGCUGCUGGCGCGCAAAAGUGCCGGCCACGAGACACCGCACAACGGCACCUGCAGUCCGCUGACCAAGCAGCAACUGAAGGCCAAUCUGCUGAUGGGCAGCCGAAAGGCCAACAGGCAAGCACAGGUGGAGCCCCCUGCACCGACCCCCCAAAAGACAGUGAAACCAGUUCAAAGUCAAGGACAAAACCGAUCCCGAAAGCGAGGCAACGAGGCGGGCGCCGUGAAGUUGCGAUUCCACCACCAGGCCUUGCCCGCCGAAUACGCCGCCCACUACGAGGCCACCCAAGGUCGUCAGCCCGCAAGGCCGGUGCUGCCGCCACCACCUACUCCACCUCUUCCUCCGCCGCCGCCGAGUCAGGCGCACGAGAACGUGCGCAGCUGGCUGCGGAAGAUUGCCGAGAUCCAGCGCAGUGCCGAGCGCCAGCAGCAGAAGCAGUCCAGCACUCCCAGGACCAAUGCUCCAGCCUCGCGAUCUUCACCCAUUGCAGCCACGUCAGUGGUGCCGGCUAAAGGUGCGGAGGUAACAACCACCGCCACCUCGAAGAGAAGCUCCCUGAAGUAUGCUGACCUGCCCUACAUGGGUGAGAUUACGCUGGACAACUACAAGCCACGACGCGGGCGGAAGCCCAAGAAGGCGGACAUCUGCCACCUGAUCUACAAGAACUACGGCACCAUUGUGCCCGCCUCGGUGGCCGAGAUGCCGGUCAGUGCUGCGCCGCCGGACUCAACGGCCACAAUUGCGAUGCCGCCCGAGGAGCCACUGAAUCUCUGCCUGCGCGAUCAGAGCGGCGAUCGCUUCUCCAUCUCCAGCGGCGACAGUGAGAAGCCCACAACGAGGACCACGCCCACAACAACCACGGCCACGACGGAUUGCGGCAGCUCCUCGCACCGGACCACGCCACUAGGUUUGGGGAAACCCCUUACCUUGGAGCUGGCCGGGAGCGAGGAUCAGCCGAUGUCCGCGGCCAAGUUGCUGCUGCAGCCAGUGGGCCUGUACUACCAGCAGCUGGUGGAGUCCUGCCACCUGGGCGGCAUGCCCGUACCCCUGGAGACCAUCGAGAAGGACAACCAGCUGUCCCUCAAGAUACCCAUACCGAGUGGGUUCUUUGCCAACGAGACUGCUCCGCUGGCCAUGCGCAAACGGAAGCGGUCGGCCAUCUUCAUCCCGCCCAUGCCCGCCGAGCACUCGUCCAGUCCCUCCAACGAGGUGAGCAUCUGCAAGUUCAAGUUCACCGGCGGGGCCAAGCCCACGCUGCAGGAGAAGAAGAUGCUCUCGGUGGAUGCGGAGGGUAACUACCGGUAUUACAACGGCACCGGCGACAAGACGAUGCGCGGCUACGAGUUCAUCUCCCGGGAUCAGCAGCAACAACUCCAGCAGACUCAGCAGAAUCAGCCCAAUCAGCAGGGACAAAGUCAGGAGAAGCUCUACGUGGAUAUACCACCCCCGUCGACGGACCUCAGUCCGGAACUCCUGCAAAUAUCGCCGGAGUCGCCGACUUCGACGCUGCUCCUGCCCAGCAGCAACCACGUGGCGCCACACAGUCCGGUCUCCCAGUGCUCCAGCUCGCAGAGUCCCAUGCCCAAAUCUACGGCGGAUAGCGAGCGUAAGCGGCGAUCCUCGAGGCGGUCGAAGCAGCGCGAGAAGCUGGAGAAGACCUUCAAGGAGAAGGGCUUCCUCAUCCAGACCCAGCAGCUUCAGUCCGCCGAGGGUGCCACCUACUGCAAGUUCCGCCAGCUGAAGAAGUUCACGCGCUACCUAUUUCGCAACUGGAAGGAUCACAUACCGGAGAGCGAUCUGGCCAAGCACCAGAGCGGUGGACGGGAGGAUACUCUGCAGAGUCAGGACCAGGCCACAUAGGUCCUCCCUCGAGGAGAGCCCGAUCCCCCAGCCAGCCAACCAUAAAGCACUGCCAAAGAUUUAGUUUAAGACGAGAUGAGAUUGGCGUUGCCAAUGGAGGAGGGUGGAGCGCAAGCACAAGCAGAAGCACACCAUCCCAUGCCGAUUCCGUCCAUGCGGGCUGCCCCAGAACGCGAUCAAUGAUCCUCAGCCACGCUUCCUAGUCGUUCAUCAGUUUUUCUAGUGCCUAAUGAAGUGUUAUUGUUAACAAAUAAACUCAAUGUUUAACCAUAAAA
This is a messenger RNA of Drosophila gunungcola (fruit fly), 3040 nucleotides long. RefSeq lists its product as uncharacterized. The transcript is spliced from 2 exons. The record is from RefSeq and is a predicted model, not a curated record. Bases 564 to 2765 code for a protein of 733 amino acids. Lineage: Eukaryota; Metazoa; Arthropoda; Insecta; Diptera; Drosophilidae.